AUGGAGAACACUCCAAAGAUCACGGGAGUUGCAGAUGUUGAUCUUGAGGCGGUGGAGUCGGAGGAGACUCGGGCGGAGACCAUUCAGAGCACAGGGAAGAGCGAAAUCGAGGGCCAGAUCGAUCAUGUAGAGCCUGAGCAAGCACCAACUCGAAUCAUGAUGCUGGUCAUGCUCAGCAUGUUUCAGGGCUACGCUUCGAUGGUGGGCCCUUUGCAAUCAGCCUACAAGCACGAGUUGGGUGUCAAACACGGCACCGCCAGUGCCCACAUCUUCACUCAGGCAGCAGUCGGAGUGCAUUAUGGCAAGUUGAUUGCCAGACUGGGGCACAAUAUCAUUUUUGCAUGCAUCAGCCCACGAAGCCGCGUGAUGAUUGCGAUGGUGUUUAUGUUCGUGGGCGUUUUGAUUCCCCCUUUGCUGGUCUUCACCCUUGAGUGGCACUGGGUCUAUUCGGUCUUUAUUGCCUACAUUCUCUCUGGCUUGGGACUUGGCAUCUUCGAAGUGACUUUCCUCAGCGUCAUCACACCAUUGGGAAAGGCCACCAAGUCUUGGGCAAUCAUUGGUUGUCCUGCGGGCUUUGGAACCAUCAACAUCUUGGGCCUCACCUUGAGCUCCUUUGGGCUUCCAGUGGUGUGGCUCUAUUGGUACAUUGUGGCUUGCCUGCCCUUCGGUCUCUACUUCUUUUGGAAGUUUUCACCCCGGGAGAAGACUGAGCUGCGCACUGCCAACUUUGGUGCGUCCUUGCGGCAGGCGCGUCGUUGGAUGCCGGGAAUGGCACCCUUCUUCCUUGCGCAGUUCUUGAGCCACUUUGCGAUGGAGAAUUGGCCGGCCAUCUUCUACAUGUUCCAUCCACCAAAGGUGCCUCUCUUUAAUCCUGAGAGUUCAGACUACUUGAUGGACUGGGGCCAGUUCUUUGCGAUCACCUACAUUUUUAUUUUCCUUGGUGACUCGAUCAGUCGUAGGAUCGCUAUCUACAUCUCCACGCCUUCUCUUCGCAAGAGGCUGGCACUCCUUGGCCUUGCAAUGGGUCUGAUCAUCGCUGGUCUUUACCUGGAGUCCUUGGCUAUUGCCAUUAUUAUCCCGCUGGCAAUCUUCAUGAUCUUCUGGGGUAAUGGCACCAUCUACGGGCUCACAGCCAAUCAUGUCGACAAACAGGUGCCUCCUGAACACAAUCUGGCCUCCUACUCUUGCUGGUGCUUCAUCGGUGACUUGGGUGCAAUCCUCGGUGGAAUCUUGGUCGAAAACACCCAUGACCUUUUCUGCCGUGGUCAUCAUGGGCCUUACGAGUGCUGA
Durusdinium trenchii is the source of this 1290-nucleotide messenger RNA. NCBI's taxonomy places the organism in Eukaryota, Dinophyceae, Suessiales, Symbiodiniaceae. The record is from the annotation of a GenBank genome assembly.